This is a messenger RNA of Psammomys obesus (fat sand rat), 2526 nucleotides long. RefSeq names its product WD repeat containing planar cell polarity effector (gene Wdpcp). Bases 203 to 2362 code for a protein of 719 amino acids. Lineage: Eukaryota; Metazoa; Chordata; Mammalia; Rodentia; Muridae. Gene Ontology annotation, cellular component: axonemal basal plate. The transcript is spliced from 19 exons. Gene Ontology annotation, molecular function: protein binding. The record is from RefSeq and is a predicted model, not a curated record. Gene Ontology annotation, biological process: establishment of protein localization; nervous system development; cilium organization.
UCAGAAGCGGGAGGAAUUGACGCGUCCGGAAGGACGGACAGCUUCGCCGUUGCUAGGCGACAAGGCAGGCACACCUGAGCGCUCUCCGGACCCAGAGACCGGCUCCCUCCCCACAGCAGUCAAAAUAGCUGCUUCAGAAGACAGGCGACUGCAGAACUAACUACUUUGGCAGAAGACAGGAAAGCGAUUCUUUUGCUGUCAGAUGUCUUUCUGCUUGACUGAACUACACCUGUGGUCUCUGAAAAGCACCUUACACAUUGCAGAUAGAGACAUCGGCGUGUACCAGUACUAUGACAAGAAAGACCCACCAGUAUCAGCAACAGAGCAUGGUAACUUAGAAGAAAAACAAAGGCUGGCAGAAUCACGAGAUUAUCCUUGGACACUCAAAAACAGACGCCCAGAAAAACUUCGAGACUCACUGAAAGAGUUGGAGGAACUGAUGCAAAACAGUCAGUGUGUGCUGAGCAAAUGGAAGAACAAAUACAUCUGUCAGCUCCUCUUUGGUUCAGGUGUGCUGGUGUCUCUAAGCCUUUCUGGGCCUCAGCUGGAGAGAGUGGUGAUUGACAGGAGCCUGGUGGGGAAGCUCAUCUCGGACACCAUCAGUGACGCUCUUCUUACAGACAAUUUCAUCAUCUUAUCCUUUUUGGCACAAAACAAACUAUGUUUUAUUUCGUUUGCAAAGAAGAUGGAUUCUCUUGAUGUAAACAAGAGAUUGGACAAACUUUCAGCCUUGGAUUAUAAGAUUUCCUACUAUGACAUACCUGGCCCUGCAAACAGGACAGUAGAGCGUCACUUAGCCAUCAACUCCAUUCAGGAUCUAGUUGUUUGCUGGUGGCCACUGGUCAGUGAUGACGCUUGGCCUUGGACUCCAAUUUCUUCUGAAAAGGACAAAGCCAAUAUCCUGCUUCUGGGUCUUACUCAAGGAGGACUGGAGGUUCUGAGCUCUGUCCGCACAGAAUGGAAUCCUCUGGAUGUUUACUUUGGCACCAAACAACCUUAUCAGGUGUUCACAGUGGAGAGCUCCGUCAGCGCAGACAAGGAGCCCAUGGCUGACAGCUAUACCUAUGAAUGUGUCCGGAACCAGCUCCAUUGCACAUCAGUUACCAGAAUACCACUAAGAUCGAAGGCCAUCAGCUGUUGCAGGACUUCUGCUGAGGACAAGCUGAUUGUGGGCUGUGAAGACUCUUCAGUGAUUCUCUAUGAAGCCCACCGUGGGGUGACUCUCCUGGCCCAGGCUGAACUUUUGCCUUCAUUAAUAAGCUGCCACCCAAGUGGUGCCAUUCUGCUGGUUGGCAGCAGCCAAGGGGAGCUGCAAAUCUUUGACCUUGCUCUAUCCCCUAUUAGCAUCCAGCUCUUGGCUGAAGAUCGCUUACCCAUGAAGACUCUGCAAUUCAGUAAAUUCUUUGAUGUCUCAAGCAGUCUCGUUCACAUGCAGUGGAUAGCUCCCCCCGUUAUUUCCCAGAAGCCUGAAGGAGGAGAAAUCUGUGACCUCCUCUUCCUCAGGUUCAGCAGAGGGCCUUUGGGUGUGCUGUUGUUUAAACUUGGAGUCCUCACUCGAGGACAGCUGGGCCUGGUGGACCUCAUCUUCCAGUACAUUCACUGUGAUCAGGUGGACGAGGCAGUAAACAUCCUGAGCAGCAUGAACUGGGACACGCUGGGCCAGCAGUGCUUCAUCAGCAUGAGCGCCAUCGUGAACCACCUUCUUAGACAAAGGCUCACUCCCGAGAAAGAAGCACAGCUCGAGGCAAGCCUUGGAACCUUCUAUGCUCCAGCAAGACCACUUCUGGAUACAACGAUUUUGGAAUAUAGAGACCCGAUCGGCAAAUACGCCCGGAGGUUCUUCCACCACUUGCUCAGGUUCCAGAGGUUUGAAAAGGCCUUUCUCUUAGCUGUUGACAUUGGUGCGCGUGACCUAUUUAUGGACAUUCAUUACCUCGCCCUGGAUAUGGGUGAACGGGCACUGGCUGCAGUGGCAAGAAGAAGAGCAUAUGACACUGAUGUGGAGUCGGUAUCCUCUGGAGUCGAACUCCUGGGGGCCCUGGACAGAAGGGACAUGCCAAAUGAAGUGUUUGCUGGCUUGGCUUUAACACCUGAAGGAGAAAGCACAUUUCCAGAUCCUCUUCCUUCCAUUGGUUCAAUGCACAAACAUACUAUUCAAAAGAAAAGGCCAAGUGCCCCUUCUAACAGGAGGCUCCCGCCUGAGAGACAGGCACUUGAGAGAAGGGAUGAGGAGGAGGACUCCUGCACUGACUCUUCAGUGGGCACCACCUGGGAUGCAGAAGGAGAACUGAAGGAAGACCAAAGGGAGCAGGACAUUGGAGAUGUUGGUUCCCUCAGAAUGGUUCACUUUGGUUUGGUGUAAAUCAUCAGGAACUCCACGAAGAAACCUGCCCUUUUCAUAUCUUUUAUAUUGACCUGAUUCGAUAAAACCCUCCAUGUAUGGAUUUUAAUAUACGGAAAGCUGGCGCAUGAAGCAUGGCAUAACGAUAGCAAAGUAACCCUAAAUAAAGUUCUCAAUGGCUUAUG